AUGGCCAAGUUUACAUCCAGAUACAGCAACGAGAUUCAACAUCUUUCUUCUGCUAGCAAACUCGCUGCACGUCGCCGCAAACGAGUUAUUUCUAUCUACGACAUAAUAUUCCAAGUUCGACACGAUACCACACGCGUCGCACGAAUCCAAAAACUUCUAAGAUGGCGGGCUAUUCGUCGAGAAGCCAAGAAGUCGAACAAAGAAGCCAAUGGCGACGUCGACAUAGACGAAGAUGAUCUAUCGGACGACCCCCUUGAAAGCCCUCCGAACGAAGAGGCCGCUGCCAAAAAGACAGAAACUCCCGCGGCCAUCCUACCUUGGGACAUCGAGUCUUUCUUCUCCGUUAUCCCCCCUGGCGGUGACACCAACGAAUCGCUCCUAGACGACCCAAGUGACGUUUCCCUGAAAACUCUCCGCUGGGCAGACGAAAUUACAAAGAACAUGUCGAAAAAGGAGUACGACAGGUGGUUUACCCACCGCAAAGCGUCGUUCACCACCCGCAAACCGAAGCGUUUUCGCGAAUGGGCAGGGAUCGGUGUCGUAUUCCAAGUCUUGAAGAAAGAUGAUACCCUCGAAAUAAUUGGAUUUUUAGCAGUGGAGAUGGUCAAACGUCUGACAGAUAUAGCACUGACCAUCCAGGCACAAGAUUUGACAGCGCAUAGAAAACGACAAGGUCAAUCGGUGGCAGCUCUCGGGACGAGACGAUACGGGAUGUUUGUGCCAAUCGAUACUGGGAGGCCACCAAUCGAUGUUGUGCAUAUUCGGAGGGCUUUUGACGAGACACAAAUGAAACCCAAGCGCAAGCGGGUGAGGCUUAGUAGGAUUCCGGGAGAGAGGACGUUGGAAUUGAUCUAG
Messenger RNA from Fusarium graminearum PH-1, 855 nucleotides. RefSeq lists its product as uncharacterized. Gene Ontology annotation, biological process: transcription by RNA polymerase II. NCBI's taxonomy places the organism in Eukaryota, Fungi, Ascomycota, Sordariomycetes, Hypocreales, Nectriaceae. The coding region runs from base 1 to 855 and encodes 284 amino acids. The record is from RefSeq and is a predicted model, not a curated record. The transcript is spliced from 2 exons.